This is a messenger RNA of Salarias fasciatus (jewelled blenny), 2978 nucleotides long. RefSeq names its product delta-1-pyrroline-5-carboxylate synthase. Bases 157 to 2496 code for a protein of 779 amino acids. Gene Ontology annotation, cellular component: cytoplasm; mitochondrion. Lineage: Eukaryota; Metazoa; Chordata; Actinopteri; Blenniiformes; Blenniidae. The transcript has 17 exons. The record is from RefSeq and is a predicted model, not a curated record. Gene Ontology annotation, molecular function: glutamate-5-semialdehyde dehydrogenase (NADP+) activity; glutamate 5-kinase activity; ATP binding.
GCCUCCUUUCCUGCUCCCCGAACAGCGUGUGCUGUGGAUGUGGCAGCGCCGCUGCUCCUUCUGACUACGUGUCUCUACUUUGCCGGGUAGUCAGUGUGCCCGUGGUUGAUUUUUCCAGGUUAUUCGCGUUGACUGAGGUAAUCAUCUAUCGGUGCCAUGUUUGCCCGGCUGGCAUUGAGCUCUCGCCUGCCAUCCAGGAUCCGGCAGUCAAAUGUCUGUCCAGUUCCCAUCAGAACAUUCUCACAGGCAAAAUUCUCUCUCCCGCGGCCCCAUGGGAAGUCCUUUGCCCACCGCAGUGAGCUGAAGCAAGCCAAACGCAUUGUUGUGAAGCUGGGCAGUGCUGUGGUCACACGCGGAGAUGAGUGUGGCUUGGCGCUGGGGCGACUGGCCUCAAUAGUAGAGCAGGUGGCCAUGCUGCAGAAUCAGGGCAGGGAGAUGAUGAUUGUUACAAGCGGUGCUGUGGCAUUUGGAAAGCAGCGACUACGACACGAGAUUCUGCUGUCUCAGAGUGUCAGGCAAGCCUUGCAUUCUGGACAAAACCAACUUAAAGAUAUGUCCAUUCCAGUUCUAGAAGCAAGGGCCUGUGCAGCUGCUGGCCAGAGUGGUUUGAUGGCGUUGUACGAGGCAAUGUUUACCCAGUACAGCAUCUGCACUGCACAAAUUCUGGUCACCAACCUGGAUUUUCACGAUGAGCAGAAACGACGCAACCUGAACAGCACGCUGCACGAACUGCUGCGGAUGAACAUAGUUCCUAUCAUCAACACCAAUGAUGCUGUUGUUCCACCCCCUGUUCCAAACAGUGAUUUACAGGGGGUAAAUGUAAUAAGCAUCAAAGAUAAUGACAGCUUAGCAGCACGGUUGGCUGUCGAAAUGAAAGUCGAUCUUCUCGUCGCUCUUUCUGACGUUCAAGGCUUAUACGACAGUCCUCCAGGAACAGACGAUGCUAAGCUCAUUGAUAUAUUCUAUCCUGGAGACCAACAGUCAAUCACUUACGGCACCAAGUCCAGAGUUGGGAUCGGCGGCAUGGAAGCCAAGGUGAAAGCGGCGCUUUGGGCACUACAAGGCGGGACCUCUGUUGUCAUUGCCAAUGGAACUGACCCUAAAGUCACAGGCCACGUCAUCACAGACAUUGUGGAAGGGAAGAAAGUGGGCACCUUCUUCUCUGAAGUGAAACCUGCAGGACCAACUGUGGAGCAGCAGACGGAAAUGGCUCGGCAUGCAGGCAGGACUCUGGCCUCCCUGCAUCCUGACCAGAGAGGGGAGAUCAUCUGCUGUCUUGCUGAGCUGCUCACAGAGAAAAAGGAUGAGAUUCUUAGUGCCAACAAGAAAGACAUGGAGAUAGCAACGGCAUCAGGUCGAUUCUCCCAGCCGCUGAUAAACCGCCUGAGUCUUUCCACCUCGAAGCUGAACAGCCUCGCCAUCGGCCUGCGUCAGCUUGCCGCGUCCUCCAGGGACAGCGUGGGCCGCGUGCUGAGGAGGACCAGGGUGGCGAACAACCUGGAGCUGGAGCAGAUCACGGUCCCCAUCGGCGUGCUGCUGGUCAUCUUCGAGUCGCGUCCCGAUUGCCUCCCGCAGGUGUCGGCUCUGGCAAUUGCCAGUGGAAAUGCUUUGCUCUUGAAGGGAGGGAAAGAAGCUUCCUACACCAAUAAAAUCCUACAUCAGCUGACUCAGGAAGCUCUCUCAAUUCACGGAGUGGCCGACGCCAUCCAGCUGGUGAGCACACGAGAAGAAGUGGAGGACCUGUGUCGGCUUGAUAAAUUGAUCGAUUUGAUCAUCCCAAGAGGCUCUUCUCAGCUGGUCCGGGACAUCCAGAGGGCAGCGAAGGGCAUCCCCGUGUUGGGCCACAGCGAGGGCGUCUGUCACGUCUACAUCGACAGUGAAGCCAGCAUAGACAAAGCUAUUGACUGUGUCAAAGACUCCAAAUGUGACUACCCUGCUGCCUGCAACGCCAUGGAGACUCUCCUCAUACACAGAGAUUUACUGCGCACUCCUGUGUUUGACCAGAUCAUCGACAUGUUGAGAGCGGAACAUGUAAAGAUCCAUGCGGGACCCCGUUUUGCGUCCUAUUUAACUUUUAGCCCAUCUGAGGUGAAGUCUCUGAGGACAGAGUAUGGUGACUUGGAGUGCUGCAUCGAAGUGGUCGACAGCAUGCAGGAUGCCGUGGACCACAUCCACAAGUACGGCAGCUCCCACACCGACGUCAUCAUCACAGAAAACGAAGAAACAGCCGAGCAGUUCCUCCAGCAGGUGGACAGCGCCUGCGUCUUCUGGAACGCCAGCUCUCGCUUCGCCGACGGCUACCGCUUCGGCCUCGGUGCCGAGGUGGGUAUCAGCACAGCGCGGAUACAUGCCAGAGGUCCGGUGGGUUUGGAGGGACUUCUAACCACAAAGUGGGUCCUUCGAGGAGAGGGUCACACAGUGGCCGACUUCUCUGAGCAAGGCAGCAUGAAAUACCUCCAUGAAAACAUCCCUGUGCCCCAGGGAAGCUUAGCUUAGGCGCUCAACCAAGAGAGCAUGGCUUUCCUCCCAGAGCUCAGUUGAAGGUUUGUCAGUAGAGACUUUUCAUCUCACAGCUUGCUGCUUCCUCACAGGUACAAGUCCACCAUUUCCACUGCGUUUCUGAUUGGUUCACAAUCAGAAACUAGCUCUUCUGUUUCUCAGAUGCAUAUCAAUCUCCCAAGGAGUUUGAGUGUUGACUGGUGGGAGAGGCUUAUGUUGUUCUUAAAAGCUAAAGAAAACAGUCUUCAUAUAACCAUGUCUGUCAGGUGAAUCAUAAUGGACUCAAAGUGUUUUUAUACUCGCCAAAAAAAGAAAUUAUUGUUCCAACUGUGAUUUUCUAAUUUAUUUUUCUACAUGCAAACUCUCCCUUGGUCUUUUUGUAACUGAUUGGAAGUGUUGGUUGCGCAGGAUUUUGGUUCAGUUUUAUUUUCUGUCCUUCUUCUUUGCACAAAGGAAUAAUAAAUAUGCUAUACGGUUGA